Phytomonas sp. EM1 is the source of this 5637-nucleotide messenger RNA. The record is from the annotation of a GenBank genome assembly. Lineage: Eukaryota; Euglenozoa; Kinetoplastea; Trypanosomatida; Trypanosomatidae.
AUGGCUAAUGUAGUAAAAAAAAGACCCUUACCUGCGCGUAUCCUGAAUAAUGCAGAAAACGGUUGUACAAUUAAAAAAAAUAACUCAAAUAGUUCUGGUUCUAUCCUUCCCUCAGGUAGUUCCAACAGCAAGCAUGGGAGCAAGUCUUUUAGCAUCUCUAGCUCCGACAAAGUGGGGGGAACCGAGGUACCAAAGCCUUACCUGCCAGGGUCGACCAAACUUUAUACCCCAACUACCCGUAACGUUAGUGGUGGCACGCCUUUGGGUAGAACUAGUACCACAUUGAAACGGCGUAAGCGCAAGAAGCGGCACACAACAGCAAAUUUAGAAGAUCCUGCGCGCAUUGCGGCACUGAAAGUAAUUCGUACCCUCUUUUUGCCUCUAGUCUUAAAAAAAGUCUUAGGUCGAAGACGAAUCAAGGCCUGGAAAGGGUCUUACCCGCCUCGUAAUCACACGACAGAUUCUGUCGUCUCCGCCUUAAGCUCGUCAAAUGAGACUUUGCUCCCGUUACCCCCAGAGAUGAUUCAUCUGCUAGCUCAGGAGGCUACGUUCUUCUAUCUGCUGCCAAAGGAACCGAUCGUGUACUUUAACGAAUCCCAUCUCUCGUGUGGGAUCGUCGUGCUUCUUCACGGACAGUUGGUGGAGCGGCGGCCGGAUAGCGGCGGCCCGGGCGGCAAGCCACAAGAAUGGACUGCCGCAAGGCGGCUUAGUUCCCCUGAGUACGUGCGCACACGUUACGCGCCGGAGGUUUUAUGCACGGUUCCCGUUCUCUGUGAAGACCGCUCGUGCUCUAGUUUUGCAUGUGGCCCUAGUGAAACCGCAGAUGUGGCUGUUAUCUCAUCUCGUUGGUUUUGGAAAGUCUUCGCGCACUUCGCAGUGGGGUCACCACAGUCGGAGAUGCUCCUGAAGGCUUUUCGCGAGCGCGUCAUUCCGAUUCGAACAGAAAUCCUCCUCAUGAGCUAUUAUCCCAGCCCGGUGCUUCUUCGGCGAUCCUGGAUAGGGCUCCACUUGAGCAAGAAGGAUCGACUGAAGCUCUGCUCUGAGAUGAGGGUGAUGGUGCUCGGUGUUGGCGACGUGCUCUUUAACGCAGGGGAUAGCUGUCGAUAUAUUUAUUUUCUGCGAAGGGGUACCUUGACGAUAGUAGUAAAAGAGAAGCCGUUAGCCAACUUUGGCCCUGGCGCAGCCUUUGGCGAGGCGAGUGCGCUUUUCGGGGAUCCAUGGAACUGCACGGCGAUCGCCAACUCCGUGUGUGAGCUGUACGCGGUUUCACUCCAGGUUUUAAACCAGCUUCUUGAGCAAACCCCCACGCUUGCCAAGGACCUCUUCGAGCGGGCUUUUGAACGUCGCAAGCAGUGGAUGGAGGAGGGCCGCGAGCGGGGUCUUUUCGGGUUAAUUCACCUCCUGGGAGGGGUUCCCUGCCUAAGCCACACCACCGAAGCGAUGCGUCGGGAGAUUGCGCGACGGGCGGUGAUCGUUUCGGUGCCCUCCGGCCACAAACUUGCGCAACGAAACACCCCUUGUGAAUGCCUUUACGUCAUUGCCAGGGGGUUCACGCGCGUGGUGAGGUUUUUGGAUUCGGAUCCCCAGCACCAGGCGCCGGUGCCGGCCGUCGAUGAGGUCCGUGGCGUGGGGGACUUUUUAGGGGAGCUCUGCUUGCGGCCGCAUUGCUGGCCGACGGACGUCUUCUGUGAAACCUCGGUGGAUGUUUGGGUGUUCCGACGCGAGGCGAUUCUCGAGAUUCUUUCCGCGGCGAGGGCCGACGCGCAGGCAGGGGUGGUGUGCCGCCAGGGCAUUGACCUCUACCGGGCGCAGUUUGGCGAGCAAAGCAUACUGGAAGUGUAUGACGGCAUCCCGGAUACCACGGAUACUCCUCUACGGCGGCGAACACGCUCGAGUCUUUCUCUUCCCUCGAGCGAGAUCCGUAGUUCGAGCGCGCGGAAACGCCCCCACACGACUUCCCUGCGUACCCUUGUUAAUCAGACACGAGAAAGUCUGGAGGAGUUUGAUUGGGUGGAUUACGCGCGACGGAGACGCCAGAGGGCUAUCGCCGACGCGGAACUCACAGCAAGUGAAGAAACCUAUGCACAUCGCAGCGGAGAUCAAUCAUGGAUGUCCGCCGUGGAGAAAGCCAUGGGUCCUAAGGCAUGCUCGCUCAUUUCGGUGCCGCCCGAUUUGGCUCCAAACCCCGUGGACUGCGACUUUCCUGGUGAAUUGGAUGAGCUUCAGACCGUUGUAGUUGAGCAGCUUUUGCUGUCUCCGUCUGAAGACCACGAGCGCUUUCUUCGUCAACUCAAUGAGAGCAGCGUCAUGCUUGUGACAGCGACGGUCUCAUCAGACAAUGUGUUCAGAGCUUCUAGCGUCAUUGAAGAUUCGUUAAGUGUGGGAAAAGAAGGCAUUCUUCUUCCCGAGGACGAGUUCUUACAUGAGGUGGUGGGCCCCACUGGUGAUGCUUAUCUUUUUGGCAUCGAAAAUCUGAAGGAGCCGGAACAUCUUGACUCAAGUAAAGCUUCUAUGGAUGAGGUGGAUUCUGCAAACAAUCGAUCGCUUCCUUUUAAUCCAGACUUGUACACUCCUAUAUGCUACAAUAAUUCCGAGAGCAGUGGGAAUGACAGCCUUUUGAACCAGCCGCAACAGUCCUCAGUGUUGGAGGAAAGAAAGUCCUCACUAGUCUCAGCACUUCACCCACUGAACAUGUCUGUUAGCCGCAGUCGUCACGCACGUUCGCAGUCUGCUCUGCUCAUGUCAUCCUUGAAGGGUGCUCUCGGCAUUUCGAUCGAUAAGGCCCUUUCAACCCUCGGUCGCGUCCAAAGCAGUAGCAUCGUAGGGAGCGAUCUCGCCACCCCUGGUCAUGGGGCUCGAAGCUCCUCCGAUGCACGGUUGGGAAGUGCCAUGACGAUUCUGAAGUCCUCUAACGUGGAUUACGCCCAAUACACCAAGCAUAGUACCGAAAAAUCAAGUUCUAUUCUUGACCGUUUAGUAAAAAUCAAGGAUCAGAACUACUUUAGCACCUUUGUAAAAGUGAUGCCGAUAUCCCAGGAUGAUUUCUGGUUACCUGGAGAAUCGGACGACUCCGUUAGUCAGGACCUCGAUCAGAUUCCCUUCGUCCUUGUGCUCAUGCAAGUCAUUGAAUGCAAUCAUCUCGAUCCCACGAUUACUAGUUCGUGCGCGGAGCCGUUUGUGAAGGUUAGUGUGGGCGAGCGGGUGCUACUGCGCACGACCUCGUUCAAGGAUCUUGUUCACCCGACCUGGCCUGUUGAGACGUCUACCUUUAUCUCCCUCCUGAAGCGAAAGUCGGUCAUCCGCUUCGAGAUCUGCGAUCGUCAGGAGGAGAGCCGUGUGUUGUACGCCUGCUCGUUCGCGAUGGAGUCCACUCAUGAGCGAGGAGGGGUGGGGAAGUGUGGGAUGCGGUUAACCUCCCCGUCUUCUUCCCCCGUGGAGGCCUCCGACGGCCACGCGGAUCCCCGCAUGACGGUGGCCAUGAUCGUCAUCACGACCGCCAACUACGCCGCGUUGGAGGAGCAUUGCCGCGGGGAGGUGGAUACCCCCAUUCAGGAGAGGCCCUCCGGCGCGACCUCGCUUCUUCUAGUCGGGGUGCGUGGCCUCAAGCAUCGCGUUUCGGCUUCCAUCCACGCCACCCUCCGCCAGGAUGGUACCCUUGUGGAGUUCCUGAAAACGCCCAUGAAUGAGCCCAAAACGCGCGCGCCCUCCUGGCGCCCUCAGGAGGCCUUUGUUACCAUCCAACCCAACGGCGUGAUCAGGUUUGAUCUCCUCCACAAAACCACCUCGAUCGCAUCGUGUGAGCUGACCGCGGAGGAGUUGGUCUUUGGGGGCGUCGGCCUACGCCAUCUCUCGCUCCUCGCGGCGCGGGAAAAGGGUAAGGUGAUGGGCGAGCUCCUCGUGUACGUUCUCAGCACUUUCCUCCCCACACCGGUUGAGAGCCGGAUCCCAGAAAAGGUCUUGUUUUUGUAUGUCGAGAAGGUGUCGAUUAGCAAGGCGAAAAUGGCCUCCUCCACGACACGGAAAAUGAGUUGGGGGUUUAAUGUCGAGCCGGAUCCAUUUGUGGUGAUUCGGAACGCCGAUGGUAAAGUGGUGCUCCGUACACCCUUGGUCUGUGCAUCUUGCGAGGCUUCCUGGAGCGCCGAGGAUGCGUCGUGUUUCUUGCCCUUCCCCGACCUCUCGGGAUCCAAGGCGCUUUAUCGGCUGGAGCUUUACGAUAAUGAGGAGGUCAAGGCGCAGCUGAUCGACCAGGCCGUCUUCGCGGUUGGCCGCGACGGGUUGAGUACGAACGGCUUGUUCGACAUCGCUCUUCGUGGCAUGCGCGCGGCUGUGCGGCUCCACGCCUUUGUGCUGCCAGCGGAAGGGCGUCUUCUGAACCGCCCACGCGCGGGGAGCCCGCGGGCGGUGCAUUUUAGCCAAGACGAACUCCUAGUGCUGCUCCACGUAGUUCGCUUUCACGACGACGCGACGCUCGCGGCCUCUGCGGGAACGACCGCGGCCUGGGCAAAAGCCUUAUGGAGGAGGCUACAGCCCGACGUGGUGGUGCGGCUGAAAGUUCAUGGCCGGGAGUUUCUACGGACGCCGCACGGAAGCUUCCGCGAGCGGUGGCCGAUUCACGACGCCGGCGUCGUUCUACGUCUUGAUGCGAGGGUUAUUCCCUCCGAUAGCAUGGCAGUCUUUGAAGUUUUUGAAGGUAUCGUUAACGAGGCUGACAAAGUAGGGGAGGUUCAGCUACCGUUGCGUGAAUUAUGUACGAGCGGGAACCGGCUCCUUAGCGUGUUUUCCAGCCGCCCUGAAAUGGUUUAUCUAUCAACACACUGCAUAGGAAAGCUAGAGCUCAAGCUUUUCUGCGGUAUUUUAGGAUCGCAGGUGUUCACUCACGACCCUGCCUUCCAGCGUCUGGUAUCGUUUCAAAACCAAAAAUACAGUACCGCUGACAAGGCCGAAGCGGACGAUUUAGUAUCUACAAUAGUAAAUAAAGGGAAUUCGAGACCGUAUCGGUUCAUGAACACACACGUGCGCUUGCGAUUGAUUAGCCUGUCCAACUUUCCUGUUGAAACUGACUGCGCUGAUGAGCAUAUGCAACUCGUGGUUAAGAUGACUUUAGGGGAUCAAGAAAAGAGGUUGUUACUACACACUCAAGCCGUCCCGAUCCUAGCCGAAUCCAUUAACAAGGAACAUAAUGGGCUAAGUGCGGUUUGGGAGGUGGAUGACGAGACCAUUGUUGAAAUCGACAUCGGACGGCUCCAAUCGCGUGCGAUUCUAGUGUAUGCCGAGUGUGAUGCGUGCAGUGAUCCCUCAAAAUCCAAAAGCUCUCCUGUGGCCGAAGAAAAAGUCAAUGCUGUUUCCGAUAAAAAUCCUUUCCGCCGUGUGCUUUGUGGUAGUAUUCCGUCGACGACAUUAGCAAGCGCAACGAUUGAUCGCAUUCAGGUCGAUACUGUGGAGCUGAUUGACACGCUGCAUCUCCCUGACACACCUCUUAGCCUUAUAACGGACCAAAAGAGUAAGAUUUCUGAAAAAUUAGAAACUCGAGGGAAUUCCAAACCAUACCUUUCCUUUUCCUUUAUUGCGGUAGGACCACCGUUAGGUAGCGAUUCCACUAGUGAACCUUCCUCGAGUGGCAUUUUUAUAUAUGCCUAA